Daldinia childiae is the source of this 363-nucleotide messenger RNA. RefSeq lists its product as uncharacterized. Bases 1 to 363 code for a protein of 120 amino acids. Gene Ontology annotation, molecular function: carbon-sulfur lyase activity. The record is from RefSeq and is a predicted model, not a curated record. NCBI's taxonomy places the organism in Eukaryota, Fungi, Ascomycota, Sordariomycetes, Xylariales, Hypoxylaceae. The transcript is spliced from 3 exons.
AUGGGUCUUUCUGGUCACUGCCUAUGCGGCGCCGUAACAUACACCGUCGAUGCGGAUCCCCUCAUUGUCGGGUACGACCACUGCGACGACUGCCAAAGACAGACGGGCUCUACCUAUUCACUCGUAGUAGUUGUCCCCAAGGACAAGCUAACCAUCAACGGUACAACCAAGAGCUACGCAAAGGCGGGCUCGUCUGGAAAGCCCGUACACCGUGUCUUCUGCCCCGAGUGCGGGUCUCCUAUCGCGCACGACCCGGAGGCAGCACCCCCGAUCAUCGCUCUCAAGGGCGGCACUCUUAGCGAUGCCGAUAAGAAGGCAUUGAAGCCCGCGCGCCCACACGUGGCCGUGCCGUCCCCGGAUUGA